GUUUUGUUGUUAGUUUUGGUGUUGGUGUUGGUGGUUGUGAUUGUUUGUGAGGGUUUGUGAUGGGUUUGUUUUUGAGGAUGGAUGGGUAUGACUGGGGAGGGGGGGGAUGGAGAUGGAUGUACCCUGAAGGAAUAAAGAUUAAAGAAUGGAGUGAAAGAUUGGGAUUGGAGAUUGAAUGCGAUGCGAUGCGAUGCUUGCUGGAUAAGAAAAAAAAAACGAUGAUUUGGGGAGGAGGUUUGGAGGGUUUUAUAUCUUUCCCACCCCCCAAUCCCUCUUGUCCGUAUGUCUGUAUGAGUAUGUUCGUGCUACUCGUUGCUGGAAUCGGUUAUCUGACCCGAUUCCGAGGUGUUGAACUGAUUUCCUGAUUCUUGGUUCUCGUGUGGAUUGGAUUGGAUAGGGGGGGGGGGGAAGGGUUGUGUGUUUGGGUGUUUGGGUGUUUGGG
Messenger RNA from Aspergillus heteromorphus CBS 117.55, 442 nucleotides. RefSeq lists its product as uncharacterized. The record is from RefSeq and is a predicted model, not a curated record. The coding region runs from base 60 to 365 and encodes 101 amino acids. The transcript has a single exon. NCBI's taxonomy places the organism in Eukaryota, Fungi, Ascomycota, Eurotiomycetes, Eurotiales, Aspergillaceae.